Penicillium nucicola is the source of this 981-nucleotide messenger RNA. RefSeq lists its product as uncharacterized. Bases 1 to 981 code for a protein of 326 amino acids. The transcript has a single exon. The record is from RefSeq and is a predicted model, not a curated record. Lineage: Eukaryota; Fungi; Ascomycota; Eurotiomycetes; Eurotiales; Aspergillaceae.
AUGGGAGGGCCACAUGCAUCAAGGGUAGCCCAAUUAGGAGGUCGCCCAACAGUCUCCGUCGAUGUUCCAAUAUGCGCCGUCUUCCUCGCCCUGUUCAUCGCCGGCGCCGCCUGCCACAUGACCCUAUACCGCCGCAACCUCGCACGAGGACACAAGUUCGUCCCAUCCGCCGUAACGUUCGGUUUCUGCAUGUCUCGAAUAGUCGCCAAUGUGAUUCGCAUUGCUUGGACCUGCCGAAUCACAAAUGUCCAACUCGCCAUUGCGUCGCAGAUCUUCGUUGCGGCCGGUGUGCUGUUGCUAUUCAUCUUGAAUUUGCUCUACGCUCAGCGUAUGGUGCGGGCUGUCUAUCCCGAGAUCGGCUGGUCGCGUGCGGUAUCAUGGGCAUUCAAGACUCUCUAUGGUCUUGUCGCGUUGACCAUUAUCAUGGUUAUCACGGUGGUUAUCCAGACCUCGUAUUCUCUCAACCCGAAUACCCUGCGCAUCGACCGUGAUGUUCUACUCUACGGCGUCACAUACUUCUCCGUCAUCGCAUUCCUCCCUCUCCCACUGGUUCUGCUUGUUGUUCUCUCUCCGAACAGAAAGCGAAUCGAAGAGUUCGGCUCUGGCAGUUGGAUUGCCAAGGUGUUCAUUGUUACUCUUACUGGCUCAUUACUUUGCCUCGGCGCCUCCUUCCGCGCUGGUACCUCCUGGAUGCCUCCUCGCAUGAUCACAGACCCUGCUUGGUAUCAAAGCAAGGCAUGCUUCUACAUCUUCAAUUUCAGCCUCGAUAUCUGUGUCGUCGCUAUCUUCUUCGUUGGCCGUGUAGACCAAAGGUUCUGGGUUCCGAACGGAAGCUCGAAGGUCCGUCACUACAGAGGACCGAACGAUAACGAGAAAGACUUCCGGACUGAAGAAGGUGCAAACACGCUUCAGGCGCAAGGCGAACAAGAUAUCGAGAGCCGGAACAGCAGUGUGUCCCGGGACUUGGCCGAGCCAAAAUGA